AUGGUUAUUGUGGGGCAGAGGGAUGAAGCAGCACUUGGGACUAGUUUGCCAAGCUAUCUUCUGGCAGCCAACAGUUAUCUGCGAGAUCAGUGGUUUCAUUCGUUGCAGUGGAAGAAAAAGAUCUACAAGUACAAAAAGGUACUGAGUAACCCAAGUCGCUGGGAAGUUGUGUUGAAGGAGAUUCGGACUCUGGUGGAUAUGGCACUUUUCUCACCUCUUCAGGAUGAUUCCAUUCACCAGGCACCACUGGAGAUAGUCUCUAAGCUCCUCUCAGAGAACCUCAAGCUAACAACCCAGGAGCAUGAAAAUAUCAUUGUGGCAAUAGCACCUUUGCUGGAAAACAACCAUCCUCCUCCAGAUCUCUGCGAGUUUUUCUGCAAGCAUUGCAGAGAACGGCCUCGAUCGAUGGUUGUCAUAGAAGUGUUCACACCUGUGGUUCAGAGAAUCCUCAAGCAUAAUAUGGAUUUUGGCAAGUGUCCUCGUUUGAGACUUUUCACUCAGGAGUAUAUUCUUGCUUUAAAUGAACUGAAUGCUGGAAUGGAAGUGGUGAAGAAAUUCAUUCACAGUAUGCAUGGUCCAACUGGCCAGUGUCCCCAUCCAAGAGUCCUACCAAACCUUGUAGCUGUCUGCUUAGCUGCCAUUUAUUCUUGUUAUGAAGAGUUUAUAAACAGUCGUGACAACUCGCCCAGCCUGAAGGAAAUACGUAAUGGUUGUCAGCAACAGUGUGAUCGGAAGCCAAAUCUGCCACUCCGGCUACUGCAUAGCAGUCCUGACCUCGUGUCACAGGAGGUCACUACUGACGCCAGGAUGAAAUCUAUCAUUGUGAACUCAACCGAGAUCCACGUGGAAUUGGAACGGAGCAACAUGGUUAAUCAGAAACUGAAAGGAAGCACCAGUAGUAGUAGUAACAGCAAUAGCAGCAGCAGCAGUAGCAGCAACAGUGACAGUGAACCCAGCCUGAUUGACUGCUUGCUGGUCAGCCCCACCUGUAGCACCAUGGUCAUUGAACUGAGCUCACAGGCUGAACGGGUCCUCAGCUGCUACGUGGAAAUUCUCAAAAUGCUGUCAGAUUAUGAUGACUGGAGACCCGCUCUUGCUAGUCUGCUUCAACCUAUUCCCUUUCCCAAAGAGGCACUUGCACAUGUGAAGUUCACAAAGGAACUGAAGUACGUCAUACAGAGAUUUGCAGAAGAUCCAAGGCAAGAAGUCCAUUCCUGCUUGUUGAGUGUUCGAGCUGGCAAAGAUGGUUGGUUCCAGCUCUACAGUCCAGGAGGAGUCGCCUGUGAUGAUGAUGGGGAGCUUUUUGCCAGUAUGGUGCACAUUUUAAUGGGUUCCUGUUAUAAGACAAAGAAGUUCCUGCUUUCACUGGCUGAGAACAAACUGGGGCCAUGUAUGUUGCUGGCUUUGAGAGGAAAUCAAACAAUGGUAGAGAUCCUGUGUUUGAUGCUCGAGUAUAACAUUAUCGACAACAAUGACACACAACUUCAAAUUAUCUCCACGUUGGAAAGCACAGAUGUUGGAAAGAAAAUGUAUGAACAGCUCUGUGACAGACAAAGGGAACUAAAGGAGCUGCAAAGGAAGGGUGGACCCACACGACUAACACUGCCAUCCAAAUCCACAGAUGCAGACCUAGCCAGACUUCUCAGCUCAGGAUCUUUUGGAAAUCUGGAAAAUCUAAGCCUGGCCUUCACCAAUGUAACCAGUGCCUGUGCAGAACAACUAAUCAAACUGCCAUCUCUUAAACAGCUAAACCUGUGGUCUACCCAGUUUGGUGAUGCAGGGUUGCGAGUUCUUUCAGAGCACCUCACGUCACUGCAAGUUCUGAACCUUUGUGAGACACCCGUCACAGAUGCAGGCCUCCUGGCACUUAGCUCCAUGAGGAGUCUGUGCAGCUUGAAUAUGAACAGCACCAAAUUGUCAGCUGAUACAUAUGAAGAUCUGAAGGCAAAGCUGCCAAACCUCAAAGAAGUGGAUGUCCGCUACACGGAAGCCUGGUGAAUUCCUCGCUUGAUGGUCAGUGACAAAUCAUUCUUUUAUAGAAGAAUCAGAAAAAGAAACUUUUUUCCAGCAUUUUUACCUUGGGCCAGGGAUUGCUGAGAUCGCCAGCUCGGGUUCUUUCACCAGAGGCCUGUACACUGCUGGGCUCAUUAUGGACCCUGCUUCAUUCUUAAUGCUUUUUGAUUUCUGAAGAUGAUUAAAAAAAAGUGUGUAGCAGCAAUCCAGCUACAAAAGGAAACUUCCUGCUCAUUAAUUGCCUUUGUGUUCAUGCUGUGUGUAAAAAGAUAUCUUUUUCUCUUGUUCACUUCAUCUACUUGAAUGGACCAACGUCAAACCGAUUUGGAAGUUCUCUGCCUGAAGAUAUCAACUAUUCGAUGGAUACAUUACCUUUGCCAUCCCAAAACCUUGCAGUGACAUGCAAAGUGAUUUUGUUUUUUGUACAUAAGUUUUAAAUCACACACAUAUUUAAAAAUUGUUCACAUAGCAGGUCUGGGACCUGAUUCUUAUUUAUGGAUUGUAAUUCUUUUACCUGUUUUUGCAUAUAGUACUGUAUAAACUAGUUAUUUUGGCUGUCUAGUAGCCUGGAAGCUCUCCUUUAAGUGAUUUUAUGUUGCCUUUAUGAACUUAUUUUGUCUGUCCUGUUGGAUCACUGCGACUUUUACAAGAUUCAGAAAACAACAAAACAGCUGGGUUUUCUGCUUCACCACUGACCAAGAGACUGAAACUUUGAAAGAAAUUAAGAGGUGAACUUUUAUUUACAAAGACCAAAUUGCCAAUCAUUUUCUGAAGUCGUGGUGAGGUUCCACCAAAGUUAACUGAGUCCAAAUGUUUUAAAAGAAACAUCACUUUAUAUCUUCUUUGUUUUUUUUCUUAAAUGUUUUGCCUAAUUUAAAUUUGCUUUCCUCCCCCUUUACCCAAUUUGUGCAUAGUUCCAACAUGCAUGUGUGAUUUGCAUGGUCCUAGCAGCAAUCCUCUUGUCAAAACCUUAAGCUUGACUUACUUUGUGAUAGCAACCACUAUGAGUGUUCCAUAAGGUAAUGGAACACUUUGAUUAUUUUCUGUUCUGUUGCCUUUAUUUCAUAUGAGCCUUUGUUGUAUAGAGCAAAGUUAUCUCUGUCAUUUUUAGCAUGGUUGCUGCAUUGCAAAAUUUACAGCAUCUCAGAAAAAAAUAACAAAAAAAAAUUGUAACAUGUACCUUUCAUUUUGUUUUGUAUGUAACUUAUCCAGGAAUGGAGGCCAGGCUUCUUUGUUUUAUACCUUGUAGCUUUUUCACUUUCCCUUUUGUUUUGAACUGGUUAAGUCUUAAUCAGAUUAGUGUGCCAGAGUUCUGCAUCGAGUCUCAAACUGCAUGAUGAUGCAGAUGUGGAAAAUAAAAUUUAAAAAAAUUGCAGCCAUUGUUUAUCAUCAGCACUGUUGCUUUUAUCAGAUGGUUUACUACUGUUCUGUAGCUGUUGUACAAAGAGAUGUGAAAUAAUUUCAGGCAAAUAAACAGUAAGUGAGUAUCUUUCA
Rhincodon typus (whale shark) is the source of this 3507-nucleotide messenger RNA. RefSeq names its product c-Maf inducing protein. Lineage: Eukaryota; Metazoa; Chordata; Chondrichthyes; Orectolobiformes; Rhincodontidae. The transcript has 21 exons. The record is from RefSeq and is a predicted model, not a curated record. Gene Ontology annotation, cellular component: nucleoplasm; cytosol. The coding region runs from base 1 to 1998 and encodes 665 amino acids.